Moneuplotes crassus is the source of this 1831-nucleotide messenger RNA. Lineage: Eukaryota; Ciliophora; Spirotrichea; Euplotida; Euplotidae. The record is from the annotation of a GenBank genome assembly.
AUUUCUUACUAUGGAAGAAGACAAGGAGAACAAGAGUCAUUCCAGGAACCUGACUCGCAGUGGAAUGUCGCUUCAUUCGCAUACUGCGAAUGAGGUAGAGUCAAGAAAGUUAGGGCACAAGCCACAUCUUUUUGAGCUUGACUCACAGCAACUAGAGUCUAGAGGAGGCACUUCUUUUGAUUCCAUUCAUUUCACUGAUAAAGAACUCGAGAUUCAGAAGCUUAAGGAAUUGGAACCUGAAGCAUGGAGGAAUAUCCCAAAAGUUGUCAAAGAGGCCUUUAAUAUCAUAAUUACUAAUCUUUGUUUCACAGAAACUGCAAUGGUCAAAAUUCAAGAUCAAGUUCAUACAAAAAUCGACAUGAGAAUAAAAUCUCAAGACCAAAAAUUAAAAAAACUUACAAAAGAAAUCACUGAGACUGAGACUAAGCUGGGGAAUUUGAUAUAUGAUGUGAAGAAGGAAGUGGAGGAAGAGGUCAAGGACAAUGCGAAGAACUUGGAGAAGAUUAAGGUUAAGUAUCAAAAUAACACGGAGCUUCUAACUUCGAAAGUAAGCAGGAUGGAAGAAGCUGAUUCGUUAAAAGCAUGGGUUGAAAGCCAAGACAAGAAGCUGAACAUAAAACUGUCUGAAAUAAUUAAUGAGAAGACAGACCAAAUUCAGGCUCAGAUGCAAGCAAAGAUUGACCAUCUUACAUCAGAGCUUGCUAUAUCAAGGGAAAAUAAUAAAAUUGAAGCUAAUAAAGUUAACGAAACAACAGCUGAGAUUGACCAAAUGAAGAAGAAUUUUGAGAAAUUAGAAACACUUUAUGAAAAGCAAGUUAAAAAUAAUACCCAGAAGUUUAAGGCUUUAGAAGAAACUACUAACGAAGAAUUUCUCCAGAAGCUAAUCCUUCUGGAAGAGUCCUUCAAAGAGGCUCAAGAAAAAGACAGUGAAGGCCUCAAGCUAGCUGAAAGACAGCUUCAAUUCAGACUAGAAUCAUUCACUAAGGAACAAGGUAUGAAGCUGAACGAUCUGCAGGAGAAGAUAUUCCCAACUAUAGAGAGUAAAAUUAACAAUCAUGAUAAAAUACUGCAACAAACAGAGCAUAUUUCGAAUAAUCUUCAAAGUCUAAUAUCUGAAAGACUCAAAGAGGUUGAGGUCAAACUUCAAGAGCUUCAGACAGGUGCAUCCUACACAGCUAGACAUAACCAGAAGUUCGAACAGAUCGACUCGAAAUUCCAAGAUCUUAAUAGUGAAGUCAACCAAAAGAUUGAGAGUGUAAACUCUGUUGUUGAUAAUGUUCGAAAAGAAGUCAUCAAAAUUGACCAGCAACGGAGGAGUACUGAAGAACAGAAUCCUGCUUUUGUAGAAGGUCUCGCUGCUGGAUCUAAUAGAUAUCAAGGAGCAUACGGAGCUCAAGAUCCACAUAGCACAAAGACAAUUUCGCAGCUGAGAGAUAUGAAAAAUUAUCUUGAAUACAAUAAAGAGUAUAAUCAGAGCAUUGAGCGUAAAAGAGUUGAGAGAAAAUCAAAAGCAGAACUAGACAGUCUAGUAAUAGUUAAAGAAAGAACAAAAAUCAGAAAUAAGAGCAGCAAGAGCGCUGAGAAGUACUCAAAUCUCCCUCAAGUACAUAAACUUAAGAACUUAAAACUCUUCAAGCGGAAUGAUAUGAACCAAACAAUGUUUAGCAAUGCCAGUGUAAGGGCUAGAGAUAGUCUUAAGGUCAAGAGAGGAGAUAUGACCCACAAAGGCAGAGCUUUAAGAAACUCUCUGAAAAAGAUUACUCCUAAAAACCUAGCUUCUGCAGUAGAGUUCACCAGCUUGAAAGCUAUUGAAAGAAAUAAUUAUAACUAA